UGGGAUUUUGGAAACAUGUUACCCACGUGCAUCCGGGCCCCCCGCUCGAUUCAGGGCUCCACUGAUGACGUCACUCGCCAAACGCGCUCCAUUGUUCAGAUCUACACAGACUGGGCGAACCAUUACCUGGAGCGGGCGCGAUCGCGUCGGCGGGCCGGCACAUCGGGCGCCGGGCUGGCCCGCGACUGCGCUGACGGCCUCCUCCUGGCUGACGUGCUGGAAGGUGUCACUGGACUCAAGGUGCCUCGGGCUCAUCGCAAACCUAGAAACCCACAGCAAAUGUUGGAAAACGUCCAGUGCUGUUUGGACUUCCUUCACGCCCAAAAAGUCCAAGGGCUAGAACAAGUUACUGCAGUUGAUAUUCGAGACGCCAAACUAAAAGCGGUGUUGGCGCUAUUUUUCGCCCUAAGCAGACAUAAACAAGCCACAAAACAGCGAACAGCGCCACCUAGCGGUAAUGCGUCGAACGUCGGCAGAAACUCCAGCGACGACGGGUCAUUGAGCUCCGUCCAACGAAUAACAGGUGGCAGCAGCGAUGAAGUUUUGACGGCCUGCGGAAAUUCAGCUGAAAUGACAACUUUAACAGCAAAUAGACAAGUAUCGGUGCUGCAGACGUCGAUCCCUCUGCCUGCGUCGGCGGCGGCGGCGCGGCGAGCUCCGCCAGACAAGCGCCCACUCCCAGCCACGCCGAUACAUGCGGGUGGGAAAAGUGGAUUAUCUGCAAGUUCUAGUCGUUCCACAAGUCCUCUGGGACAAGGAGCUGUUAGUUUCAUACCACGCGCUCCGUCCUCAUCAGGAUCCCGGCCAAACUCGUCCCUGUUGGCACCCGGCAGUAAAAUCCCCUCAACUCUGACGCAGACUCAACAACAGUCCCAGACAACAACUAACCACAAUGGAACACCAACGAAGCAUUCUAUGCUCGACAAACUCAAACUGUUCAAUAAAGAUAAACUGAGCAGCGAUAAACAGAACAGCAAAAGCACUGCUGUAUCAAAACGCACUAGUUCUUCCAGCGGAUUCUCAUCAGCCAAGAGCGAGAGAUCCGACUCUAGUUUAAGUCUUAAUGAAUCCUCAAACGUGCCCAACUCACAUAUCAAAUCUUCUAACCUAAUAGGACCUAAAACUAUAAGACAAAACGAUACGUUAUCAAAAGACAAGUCUGGCAAAAAUGUUAAGCCUAAGUUAGCAAAUUCAAAAUCCCCUAAAGAAUCUUCCACGAAUUUAAGUAAAUCUAGCUCUAAAACAAAUAACAAUGAUAAAUCAAGAAAUAGUCCUAAACUGCCAUCAAGGGACAAAGAGUCUAAAUUGGCCGCUCCCAAGUCCGUUAGCAAUACGAAACUGAAUCAAAUUGAUGAUCACUCGAGAAGUUCGAAACACAAAAUCGAUUCAAAAAUGCUGAAGCCAUCAGGAAGUCAACUGAAACUGAGUGAACCAUCAGAUGGCCAUGACAACGCGAGUGGACAAGCCAAGAACGCACAAGGCCAAGGACAAGGUUUUGGUGUGCAAAAUCAUACUGGUAUUCCAAAACCGACAGCCGCUGUCAAAGGCACAUUUAAGAUAUCUAAAGACGAUAGACAUGCUAUUCAUAAAAGUACAAAUAGUCAAUUAAGUCCUAUACAAAGCAAUUCUAGUUUAAAUUCUACUAAUAACGUAAGUGCACUUCCAUUUAGUAGAGAACAAUCUAAUUUAAGUAAAGAAGUAUCUCAGAAACAGACCUUGGCUGUGUCUCCAAUGCCUGUUGUUGGUUCGGGGAAUCAGAACCCUACUUCCCAAAUGUCCGAGAGUUCACAUUCGAAUUCUACGCACAGCACCACCGGACAAAAUUCAAAUUCCAGUGACAGUGUAAUCUACAGACCGUCAAGUGAAUCUGGUUCUGACGUCACUAAGACUGUUAAUGUGACUAAUAAAAGGCUGGAUAUGAGCGCUAAUUAUUUAAAAGACGUCAUAAGUGAAGCUGAAAUAUCUGAAAAGGAAGCAGCACAAAAACGCCUUCUUGAAAGUGCUGGAUUAAAACCCUUUGAACAUAAUACAGCGGUACUAGAACUGAACAGAAAACUAGACAAUAGUAGUAGAUCAAGCACGCCUUCGCAUUGUCGUGAUAAUUCGCUUGGUGAGGAUGAAAAUCCUUUGAUGAACGUGAUGCCUAUGAGGCCAUUGCUUCGGGGAUACAACAGUCACUUGACACUUCCGAUGAGAACUUCUGGUCUGACUCAGAAAAACAUUCCCGGUUACCCUCACCACGCAAAUACAGUGAAAGCUAAUUUUGGCCGUGAAAAUGCCAACUUACGAGAUCGCCUCAACUAUGGUCCAGGUUUUUCUAAUCCUGAUUACUGUGACGUAGACAUUGCAUCAGGAUAUAUGUCUGACGGCGAUUGUUUGAGGAGAAUGAAUAUAAACGAAAUGGAUUGCGGAAGAAACAAUGACAUAAUGGACGGCUACAUGUCUGAAGGAGGUGCUUCACUGUACGGUCGACGGAUCAACUAUCAACAAACAUCACAGCUGCAACAAUUGGACGAGAGACGCGGCGGCCGCAGUAGGAUGGAAGGCAGCAGCGGCGGAGUGGUGUACCGCGUGGUGGGGCGCACGCGCAGCAAGGCGGACUGUGGCCAACAGACGGAAAGACAGCCGCCCGCGCCGCGAGACACCACCUGGAAGAAAUACACCGACUCGCCCGGCGUUGGCGCUCCGCCAUUGGGGCAGCCUGCGCAAGCGCCGCCAAGCCCGUCCCACAGUCGCAAGGGGGAGCGGCGCACGGGUCACCACUCCCCGCAACACCACAAGAGGGAGAAGCUUACUGCCGCGCAACAGCUUGGCAUAGCGCCGCAUCCACAGUAUGCAGCGUCAAAUUCUAGUCAGCACUCUUCCAGAAGUGGCGGCUCUCAGCUACAAUCCCCAAGUGGUGGAUCUCGGCCAUCCAGCGUUUCCAGCGGUGGAAAUGGCAGCAGUUGUUCCUCCAGUAAAGCGAAAGUUCCUCAAAAUUUCGGAUAUGUGAAGAGGCAAAAUGGAUUACAACAACCUGCUCCACAGUCUAAUGGACCACCUCAACAUGGACAUAGCAGCGGUGGAAGAACCGCUCAAGUUUCCGCAGUACCCAGAACGAAGGUUAAAGUUUCGGGUGGAACACAAACUUGCACACAAGAUCUUCAAAUUCACAAAAAUGGCAUUGGGCCGAAGUCCUAUUCUCUGGGUGGCACGGCAGCGGCGCAGUUAUCAGCGUCAGUCAGAGAACGUCUCCUGGGGUCACAGUCCCUGCCCAAACCUGGCACACAUGAGUUUGCUGCUUUAUUCCACCACCAUAGGAUUGCCCCAAGAGGUGGUAUGAAGAUCAGUGAUGGCAGCUUGUCUGAUACACAGACAUAUUCCGAAGUGAAAUCAGACUACGGCAUACCUUACGCGCCUUGGUUGAGACACAGCAACACAUACUCGGCGAGCGGCCGCCUGUCCGAGGGCGAGAGUAUGGAGUCUCUCACGUCGCUGCACUCGGCGGCACAACACACCUCCUCCCCUAACUCACACCGCAGCUCACUCACACACAAUAAGCUCAUCAUGCACCGAGACGCUCAGGGCUCCCGGCUUAACAGGAGCAACAGUAUUAGAUCUACGAAGUCGGAGAAGUUAUAUCCUUCUAUGCUGCAAAGGUCUUCUGAGAGCGACUACGAGCCGUAUUAUUGUUUACCAGUGCAAUACGGACCUGGUGGACAAGGUCUGAACUACGGCGUGUCGGAGCCUCCGUCGCCAUCGCCGCGCUCGGCUCUCAGCCCCACUCACCAGCCUGCCAACGUCAUGCACACUCCGAGACAUUCGCACCACUAUCCUAAGAAGAAUGAUGACGUUCACGGGUCCACCGCAUCACUGGUGUCAACAGCGUCGUCUCUAGCUGCCGGCGCAGGGUCCGAGGAGAGGCAAGCACACGAGGUUCGGAAGCUGAGAAGAGAGCUCGCUGAUGCUAAAGAAAAAGUCCAUACGCUGACAACACAACUUACGACUAAUGCGCAUGUGGUGUCUGCUUUCGAGCAGAGCUUAUCGAACAUGACUCAGAGGCUCCACCAACUCACAGCUACCGCCGAGAGAAAGGACUCUGAACUGACGGAGUUGCGUCAGACCAUCGAGCUGCUGCGUAAGCAGUCCAUCCAGGCGGGUCUCACGACAGCACACAUGCAGUCUAUGGGCAUCCGAGCAGACGGCGUCAAUGUCACUGGACAGCAGGAAGCGACGCCGCAAGCGCCGCAAGGGUCCCCGCAGCGCGGGUCGCAGGCGGGCAACGGUGCGAUCACCAGACACCUGUCCACCGACAGUGUGUCUAGUAUCAACAGCCUUAGCAGCGGCUCCUCCGCGCACCACGACAAGAAGCACAAGAAGAAGGGAUGGUUACGCUCGUCAUUCACGAAAGCGUUUUCAAGAAAUGCGAAGAUAUCGAAGACGGCGAAGCAUUCCUCUCUCGGGCAAUUGUCGUCGCAAGAGAGUUCGUCAGGGUCGCAUCACUACGACGACCCGCACACCAUCCGCGAGGGGAGCAAUGAGAACAGUCUCGAACACUCGCACGAAGUUCUGGCUGAACCCGCUAAGGACAAGCCUGCUGCCUCCAGUGAGGAACAGACCAAAGAAAAAGACGAGUCGGUGCUAGUAGACGAGUUGAAGCGGCAGUUGCGGGAGAAGGACCUGGUGUUGACGGACAUCCGACUGGAGGCGCUCAGCUCCGCGCACCAGCUGGAAAGCCUCAAGGACACAGUCAUCAAAAUGCGGAACGAGAUGUUAAACCUGAAGCAGAACAACGAGCGCCUACAGCGGCUAGUGACGUCACGCUCGCUGGCGGGCAGUCAGAGCUCGUUGGGCACGGGCGGCUCCGCGGUCGAGGACCCGCGACGGUUCAGCCUCGCCGACCAGGCCACCAUGCACCAGACGACAAUAGACAUCCACUCGCAGCCAUUAGACUUGGACUUUAACUGCAUGACGUCUACACCCACGAUGGAUUUCUCAAAGAAAGGCUCGCCGAAAUCCAGCGUAGUAGAACCUAUAUACGGGAACAAAGCUGUAUGCGAGUUGAAUGAGAACAGCGAGGCUUUACUAGGGGCCUUGAAUGGGAGUUCGGAUAUCUUUGCCAACGGGCUGAGUGCCACCGAUCGACUAAGUGGUGAUUAUGACAUCAACAGUGUCCUACCGCCUCCUAAGACUCGAGAAUUGGCGAUUGGCGAAAGUUAUUCUGACAUUGGUGUGGCCGAUAGCCAAGGGGACACGACAGACGGCAAGAAGAUAGCGAUAGCCGUGUACUUAGGACAGCCCGAAACAUUCCAAAGAUAUUUCGAGGAGGUGCAAGAUACGCUGACGGAGUCUGAAUGCAGAUUCUACGCUAAACAAUCGUCAAGUGGUUACAACAACCACUUCGACAAACAACCCAGCUUCGACUCGCCGCGAAUGUCUCAGAACCACAGUCCAGAAGCCGAGACACAAGACUACCCUCCUAUAAAUAAAUCAAACACGAAUAGCCUUAAGAGCAAUAAAUCAACGCACAGUACUUCCUAUAAGAACGUGUACAAUAGUGACUCGACAAUAAAUUGCAAUGAAUUCACGAUAGCGUACACUUAUAUAUCUGGCAAGACGACUUGGCAGAACUUAGAUUAUAUAGUUAGGAAGACGUUUAAGGAUUACUUGUCAAGGAUAGACCCGGGAACGAACUUGGGGUUGAACACUGACUCUAUAACUUCGUAUCAUUUGGGCGAGGCGACCCGCGGCCCGGAGAUUGGCUUCCCGGAACUGCUGCCGUGCGGUUACAUCGUCGGCACUGUCAAUACUCUCUACAUCUGUCUUCAAGGAGUCGGCAGUUUGGCUUUCGACAGCCUUAUACCAAAAAAUAUUGUGUACAGAUACGUAUCGCUAUUAUCGGAGCACCGUCGCGUGAUCCUGUGCGGGCCGAGCGGCACGGGCAAGUCGUACCUCGCGGCCAAGCUGGCAGAGUUCUACGUGCAGCGCACGCAGCGACGCGGCAACCCUGCUGAGGCCGUCGCUACAUUCAAUGUGGACCGCAAAUCCUGCAACGAAGUGCGGGCGUACUUGGCGAACAUUGCCGAGCAAUGCGGCGCGGCGGCGGCGGCGGCGGCCGCGGCGGCGGGGGAGGAGGCACUGCCUUCAGUGGUAGUACUCGACAACCUACAACAUGCCUCGGCUUUGGGAGAUGCCUUCGCCGGACUACUGCCGCCGGAUAAUAGGAACAUGCCUGUUAUUAUUGGUACGAUGUCGCAAGCGACUUGCAACACCACGAAUCUGCAGCUUCAUCAUAACUUCAGGUGGCUCCUCACUGCCAACCACAUGGAGCCAGUCAAAGGUUUCUUAGCAAGAUAUCUCCGCCGCAAGCUGUUCUCGCUCGAGCUCCGUCUCGGUCGCCGCGAGCCGGCACUGGCGGCAGUACUAGAGUGGCUGCCGGGAGUGUGGGCCGCUCUCAACGCCUUCCUCGAAGCUCACUCCUCCAGUGACGUCACCGUCGGACCACGGCUCUUCCUCGCCUGCCCCAUGGAUUUGGACGCUAGUCAGGCAUGGUUCGCGGACGUGUGGAACUACAGCAUCGUGCCGUACGCGUCGGAGGCGGUGCGCGAGGGCGUGGCGCUGUACGGGCGGCGCCGCAACGCCGCGCUCGACCCGCUGGCGCACGUGCGCGCCUCCUACCCCUGGAGGGAGCCUAACCACUCGCAUACUCUGAGACCCAUUAUGGUUGACGAAGGUGGUGCCGAAGAAUCCAAUCAGGAUUCGAAUACUAACAACAAUCAAGAUCCGUUGUUGAACAUGCUGAUGCGGCUGCAAGAGGCUGCCAACUACAGCGGCAACCAGAGCCAGGACUCGGACAAUGCCAGCAUGGACUCGAAUCUCACGCACGACAGCUCUAUGGGCAACGAGCUAUAACAUCACCGCGAUACAAUUCGCUACUCGGCUCCAUACUUUAUAAUGGAGAGUAACAUCUUCAACCUGAUUGACGCGAGGACACUAAAAUCUCCACAGCUACAUCUAUACGUAUAGAGUAUGUGUAUUUAUAGAUUAUUAUCGACUCUACUCUUGUUUUAACAUUAAGGUGUUCAGUGUGUCACUGGAGAUUCCAAAGUUGACAAAACAGACUGAUAACUCUGAUAUCUUUAAUUUAUCGUUUGAAUUUUGUGAAAAAUAUAUGAUAUACAAAGCCAAAUAUUUGCCAUAUUUGUAAAUUUAUAUUUAUUUACGCUAGUGUUAUUAUAAUUUGAAAUUUAUGUUAUAAUAUAAGUAUAUUAUAUAACUAAGUUGCUUUUUAGUCAAUCAGAUUAUAAUGUUCCUCAAAGAAAGGAUUAUCCUCUGCUGUAUUUGUGAUGUAUACAAAUAUCUUAAGCGUGAGGACCAAGCCUUUCGCCCUAAAAUGUUUUUGUUUUGUUGCAAAUUAAUGAGAUUUGUUGACGUCGAAUUUCAGAGAGACAAGUGCUUGUGAGGAAGAAAACAAUAAUAGUGCCUGGAGGGGAUAUUUUUCCACUUUUAUGAAAUAAUGUAACAUUGCAAAAUUUGAUCCAGCAGAAUACUGUUAUUUGUAAAAUUAAUAAAUAAACUUGCAAAUAAUAUUCUUGUAAACACAGUACCUAGUUUAUAUGAAGAACAAACUUCUCCCGGAACAAACUUUGCAAGUGUUAUACUCUGUUUAUAUGAAGCAUUGUGGCUUUUUACUAUUGUUAUACUUUUCAAAGUUAGAAUACGAACCGCAUUUGUAUUAUUAGAAAUUGUAUGUAAUAUAUGAAAGCGUAAUUUUUAUACCAUUUUCAUAUUAAAAACUCAUGUACCUAAUAAAAAUAUUUAGGUGUAAAUAAAAUAUGUUUAAUAUAAUUUUUUCUACGCGAAUUACACUAACCGCUACUUUGCCAUAAACAGUAUAGCGAUACUUUUGUAUAGAAAUAUGUAACAAUUAGUUACAGCGUUUGGUAUGGAUUGACUUGUGUGCAUAACUGAAACGUGAUAUCUACAAUCUAUGCUUUACGAAAAUUGUGAAAUAAACAUUGAUUACAAAACA
Molecule: messenger RNA, 8011 nt
Organism: Pectinophora gossypiella (pink bollworm)
Lineage: Eukaryota; Metazoa; Arthropoda; Insecta; Lepidoptera; Gelechiidae
Gene: sick
Product: protein sickie
Exons: 33
Coding region: 16-6891 (2291 amino acids)
Biological process (GO): nervous system development; neurogenesis
Molecular function (GO): ATP hydrolysis activity; protein binding
Source: RefSeq, a predicted model, not a curated record